AUGUUUCGAAGUUUAUCUGCUUUACGUGUAUUUAACUAUGGUUAUAACCCAGCACGUUUAGUAACUACAGCAAGUUCGAAUACAUUAAAAGUCAAAGAUGAAGUUAAACGUCAACGAGAAUUAGCUUUACUUGGUGGUGGAAAAAAACGUAUUGAUGCUCAACAUAAGAAAGGAAAAUUAACAGCACGUGAAAGAAUUGAAAUUUUACUUGAUUCAAAUUCAUUUCGAGAAUAUGAUAUGUUUAUGCAACAUCGUUGUACCGAUUUCGGUAUGGAAAAAGAAAAAUAUAAUGGUGAUUCAGUUGUAACAGGUUCUGGUCUUAUUAACGGACGUCCUGUUUAUGUAUUUUCACAAGAUUUUACUGUUUUUGGUGGAAGUUUAUCAAGUGUUCAUGCCGCUAAAAUAUGUAAAAUUAUGGAUCAAGCUAUGCUUGUUGGAGCACCCGUUAUUGGUUUAAAUGAUAGUGGUGGUGCUCGUAUUCAAGAAGGUGUAGAAUCACUUGCUGGUUAUGCAGAUAUUUUUCAAAGAAAUGUUAUGGCAAGUGGUGUCAUUCCACAAUUAUCUCUUAUUAUGGGUCCUUGUGCCGGUGGUGCUGUUUAUUCACCAGCAUUAACAGAUUUUAUAUUCAUGGUUCGUCAUACAUCAUAUUUAUUUAUAACCGGUCCUGAUGUUGUACAAUCAGUGACGAAUGAAACUGUUACACAAGAAGAAUUAGGUGGAGCUAAUCCACAUAUGAUUAAAAGUGGAGUUGCACAUGGUGCAUUUGAUAAUGAUAUUGAUACACUUUUACGUACACGAGAAUUAUUUAAUUUCUUACCAUUAUCAAAUCGUGAUACAGCACCAGUUAUUCGUCAAUCGGAUGAUAGUCCAAAUCGUUUAGCUUAUUCAUUAGAUACAGUUGUACCCUUAGAAACAACUGCUGCCUAUGAUAUGAAAGAAGUUAUUAAUGCAGUUGCUGAUGAAGAAGAUUUCUUUGAAAUUAUGCCUGAAUUUGCAAAAAAUAUUAUCAUUGGAUUUGCACGUAUGAAUGGUCAAACUGUUGGUAUUGUCGCUAAUCAACCGAAAGUAGCAGCUGGAUGUUUAGACAUAAAUUCAUCCGUAAAAGGAGCUCGUUUUGUUCGAUUCUGUGAUGCAUUUCAUAUUCCAAUAAUAACCUUUGUUGAUGUUCCAGGAUUUUUACCUGGUACCGCUCAAGAACAUAAUGGAAUUAUUCGUCAUGGUGCUAAACUUUUAUUUGCUUAUGCCGAAGCAACAGUACCUAAAAUAACUGUUAUUACACGUAAAGCUUAUGGUGGUGCAUAUGAUGUUAUGUCUUCGAAACAUCUUCGCGGUGAUAUGAAUUAUGCAUGGCCAACUGCCGAAGUUGCUGUAAUGGGUGCACAAGGUGCAGUUAAAAUUAUAUUCCGUGGUAGUCGUGGUGAUGAUGUUAAAAAACGAGAAGCUGAAUAUAUAGAUAAAUUCGCAAAUCCAUUUCCAGCUGCUAUGCGAGGAUUUGUUGAUGAUAUUAUUGAACCGCAUACAACUCGACAACGUAUUUGCCGUGAUUUAGAAUUAUUAGUAAACAAAAAAUUGAAGAAUCCAAAAAAGAAACAUGCAAAUAUUCCAUUAUAA
This is a messenger RNA of Adineta steineri, 1611 nucleotides long. NCBI's taxonomy places the organism in Eukaryota, Metazoa, Rotifera, Eurotatoria, Adinetida, Adinetidae. The record is from the annotation of a GenBank genome assembly.